Molecule: messenger RNA, 2257 nt
Organism: Petromyzon marinus (sea lamprey)
Lineage: Eukaryota; Metazoa; Chordata; Hyperoartia; Petromyzontiformes; Petromyzontidae
Gene: HPSE
Product: heparanase
Cellular component (GO): extracellular matrix; membrane
Molecular function (GO): hydrolase activity, acting on glycosyl bonds
Source: RefSeq, a predicted model, not a curated record
UAAUUAUUUUAUUCUUUCCCUUCUACUUGACUUUACCGAAAGAACCAAGAAUAUGCUUUUCCGGUUUGCCAACGCCCACAGACUCGGCUGGAACCAAACCCGACCGGUCUUGGGCAAUCAUCAAACCAAGCCGAGAGACAGCCUCACCCACUGCUAAAUCCCAUGACCGACAGCCCACGUGGGAGCCGCUCGUGUGCCCUCUCAUCGGCGCACUCGAUCUUCAUCCGCCCGCACACCGCUCCGCUGCUGCUGUCCGAGAGUGAUGGAGGGAGCUACGCUCCGCGUUCUCGUCUGUUUUGUGUGCGCCUUCACGGCGGCGGCGUGGCGAGACGGGGAGAGCCACGGGGAGAGUCGGAGCGCUCCCGUGAGAGUCGCUCUCAACGUGGACACGAGCGAGGCGCUGCACGCCCUCAGCCCCGAGUUCCUCUCAUUCGCCAUCGACGCCUCGGUGGUGGAGAACGGAUGGAUCGACUUCCUGAGACACGUUCGCCUCGUCACCCUGGCCAAGGCCCUGACCCCAGCGUUCCUGCGCUUUGGGGGCACGAGGCAGGACUUCCUGAUCUUCCAGCCGGAAUCUGGGAGCCCCUCGUGGGUUUCCGGCUUGACCCCCUCGUGGGAGAACAACGAGGUGCGGAUGGAGCCCCGCGUCUCAUGUCGCCCCCCGCUCUUCUCGGAGGCGAAGAUCCGGAGGCAGAGGCAGAGGGCAGAGGGACUCCUGCCAGGGAUGCUCCGAGAUGAACGGAGAAAAACCUUGAAGAACAUCACCAUGACAGGUGCCUCGCUGGACGAGCUGCUGGGCUUCUCCUCGUGCUCGGGCCUGCGCCUCGUCUUCGGGCUGAACGCGCUGCUGCGCGGCCCGGCCGGCGCGUGGGACCACGGCAACGCGUGGCUCAUCCUGCGCCACGUCCACGCGCGCGGCCAGGACCGCGUCUCCUGGGAGCUCGGCAACGAACCCAACAGCUACCCUCACGUGGCGGGGAGGCAGCUGAGCGGAGCGCAGCUCGGGGCGGACUUCCUGGCGCUGCGGACGCUGCUCAGGUCGGGCCACCCCGCGUUCCCCGGUGCGAAGCUCUACGGCCCCGACAUCACCCGGCCGCGGCGCAGCGCCCUCACCCUGCUCACGGGGUUUCUGGACUCGGCCAAGGAUGCCAUUGAGGCUGUUACGUGGCACCAGUAUUACAUGAACGGACGCACAGCCACGCUCGACAACUUCAUGGACCCCCAGAUCCUGGACUCUUUAGCGGCAGAGAUCAGCGCCGUGCAGGAGGUGGUUAACAAGGAGGCCCCGGGAAAGGCCAUCUGGCUCGGCGAGACGAGCUCGGCAUGGGGGGGCGGAGCGCCGGGGCUAUCGGACACCUUCGUGGCUGGGUUCAUGUGGCUGGACAAGCUGGGUAUGGCGGCACGCAUGGGAGUGGACGUGGUCGUGCGUCAGGCGUUCUUCGGACACGGAUCCUAUAAUCUCGUGGACGACCACCUAAACCCUCUGCCGGACUACUGGCUCUCCCUUCUGCACAAGCGACUCGUGGGGGCGCACGUGCUGCGCGUGGAGGCCAACGGGGGCGCGCCUUCGGUGCGCGUUUACGGGCACUGCUCCAGUACGUCCUUCCCCGCGGGCUCCGUGACGCUGUUCGCGCUGAACCUGGGGUCGAACCCGGCGUCUCUCUCCCUGCGGGUCCCGCUCAGCGAGGGCCCCGCCCAGGGCUUCCUGCUGCUCCCCGCAGACCCCGGCGCGGGCCUGCGCUCAAGGACCGUGAUGCUGAACGGGACCCCCCUGUGGACGCAGGCUCACGGCUCGGUCCCCGAGACCCCGGGGGUCCCCCUCCCGCCAGGGUCCCCCCUCGCGCUGCCUGCCCGAGCCCUGGCGUUCUUCGUGCUGCCGGACGCGGGGGCCCCAGCGUGCCUCCAGCGCGGGCGGAACGCGCAGGGGCCGUGACGGUCACGCGGGAUCGGCGACGAUAACCGCAAUGAUAAUAAUUGUGAAUUAUAAUUCUGAUGGUAUGAUCAUAACAAUUAUUCAUGGUAAGGUCAUUAUUAUUAUUGGUCAAAUAGUGGAACAGAGGUGUAUAGGGUCAUCGUCUCAAUAUCAGCAGGGUCCCGCUACAUUGGGAUGUUUUGGCCAAUUCCAAUAAUGAGCAUGUGGGAAGUUCUGUUCAUUUUUUUUCAGUUCAUUUAUUUUGGUAUAGCCCUGUGAGCCAUUCGGCUCUUGAAUCGGGUGCAACCACAACAAACAAAAAAAACAAAAACACGAACAAGAAAA